CUAGCUUGAAUUAUUACCUGGUGAACACAGUUCAGAGCUAAUAAACUUCCAUAUAUAUAUAUCCAUGCUACAGACGGGCUGAAUCGGAGUUUUCGCCUUAUAUUCUAACUAGCCUUUUUCGAAUCUCCUCCAGUCUCUUCUGCGUCCCAUCUCUCCAGCUUGUCACGCAAUCUUCUGUACUCCUACAUCCUGCGCGUGCCCAUCGCUCCCGACCCUGCGACGAUCGAUCCGGCCUGCCAUACAUAUCGUACGUUGACGCAUUGCCUGUGGUGGAAGCAUUGGUUUUGCUUGAAUAUAGUUGAUCUGUUCCUGGACAAGCUUGCUCCUCCGAGCUAUGUAGGAAUAUCUCUGAGGCCUCAUAACAGCUAUACCUACUCCUGCCCCCGAUUCGUAUUACCUGACGUACAGACACAUCAGUAGAUCAGAUAUGUCGCACCGCCGAAGCAAUAGUGUAAAAGUCUCUCGCGGAGCACUACCUCCUCCUGGUCCUGUUCCUGCUGAACUCUUCCGACUUAAGAAAGGAGAUGCGUCUAGAGCGACGAGCCAGAGUCAUCUUACAAAAACGUCACAGGAAGCAGGAGAAUAUGUACCAUAUGCGUCCCGUCAGUCCUAUACCUUGGCUCCGUCCGAUAGUGAGGCUGUAAGAGCUGGCCCACAGCGCAGGAGACAAAGUCCCCUAAAUCUCCCCGAAGCUGGGGCACCUCUCAACCUACCGCCAAGUGUCCCAGACGCUCCAGCUCCUCGGCGACCUGGACCACCAUUAGCCUAUCGCGAGCCGUAUAGCUUGCGUGAGGCUGCAAUAGUUCCCAGUCCUGCAGAUACCAUAAAUACGCCGGCAUCCGUGCCACAAAGCUCAAGUGACAAACGACGCAGCUCUGUUCCCGACCGGUCUCCCCUACAGAAGCUGGAAGUCAAGCUUGAUGACAUUAGCAAAGAGGAGAAGAGAGCCAGGGUUCUGGAUGCAGAACUUGCCGCACAGGAACGCAAAGCUGCAAUUGCCCGUGCAACACAACGCUCGGUCAGGGAUGCCACCGCGAACAAACGUCCACCUCAGCAUCCUUCCAUUCCCGACAACGCGGUCUCCCCAAACGAAAGACGACAUGUCUCUGUCCCAAUCCCAGCAACAGUAUCACAAUCUAGCUCACACCAGGGAGCACGGAGGAAUACGCAAUAUAGCCAUCAACAGCAACAACAACAGCAGCAACAACAACAGCCAGAACGCUCUUCAUUUGGGCGUCCAUCGGGGCCUGUAUAUUAUGGACAUCCUGACAAGACUAUAUAUCACCUCCCACACCGUAACUCAGCGCAACCGAACAUGCCACGAGGACCAAGCUACAGAGACCGCGAAGCAAAGGUAAAGUCCAUGCUGGAUCCUCACGUACAGCGCGAACCAUUCAACGUUGAUACUUUUGACCGUGGAACAACUGCACUGGGGUUGGGACUUUCAGACGUUGAGGACCAAAAAUCGCGAACUCCGAAGCACCUCCGCGCUGCAGAACAGAAACCAUUCAACCCUGCUGAGCCACAAGAAUGCGACGCUGGUCGGUCACCUAUGCCAAUUGAACGGGUCAGAAUUGCCAAGCAGACACAUGAAAGUUCCAGGUCUAAUGAGGCAGAUAUUAUACCUGCAAGACAGAAUAGUCCCGGAGAGCUUCCUCUUCGAGACGAUUUUAUGCCUAAGCAAGUUCCAAGCCGUGAUCAAUCUAGGCGUAGAUAUGUGUUACCACCUCAGUCCGCUACAGGACCACAGGCUCGCGGCCAAGUAGGCUCUCCUGUAGAGAACCCCGAAGAACGCGAGGACAGUACACAUCGGACGCGACAUAACAUUGCUCACCCCUUUCACAGGCACCACGAUCUGGAGCGACGCUACCAAGCGCCAAAGGUUCUGGAUGAGUGGAAACGCGGAGGCAUUGCAAGUCUGCGAGGCAAAGAUCUUGACUUGGACGACGAAGAGUACCAGGCCUGGUUGGAACGUGGUGGCUCACAAAAAGGGCGACGGAAAUCGUCCUCUCAGUCUGCCCCAGGAAAUACCUUUCGAGAUACGCAGUAUCAGCAAGACCGCGCUCCUACAAUGUUCAGCCCCCAGCUAUACCUCAAGAGCGGUCCUCUACUGCGCUUUACGGGCAUUAAGUCGGAGUCUGCUGGUAACAAUUUGGGUAGAGAUAUCUGGCGUGGCAGCGUCAUGAUUGUAACAACCGACAGUCGAUCGUCUUACCAGACUGUCCCAAUUCUGCGAAUGUUCAAGCAGCCAAUGGAGCUUUCGUCACCUCCUCCGGAACACGUAGAUAUUGCAAGCGGCCAGCACCUGGAGCCCUGUUAUGUGGAUCCCUUGGCUGGGCAAGUCAAAGCAUCGCGGUCAGGCAAGACCCUGUACGUGAGACCUGUACAUACAUUGGAAGAGCAGCGAGACUUGUCAAGGAUUGAGGACGACGAUGGCCUUUUCGAAGAACGCCAAUCGGCGUCUUAUCACAGUGUACAAAAGACUUCCCCGAGUACAAAUAAUAGAGACUCACAAAAGAAAGACGGUGAACGUAUCGGAAAGUAUUGUGAGGUCAGAGGGUUUCGGCUGCACAAUGAACGAGGUUUCACUUUCUGGAGAUUUAAUCUCGAGGUUGAACUAGGCCCCCAGCAGACAAGAAUAGCAUAUCGAAUCAACAGUGGCCCCGCCAUUGGAUUCUGGGUGCCAGCGAGAGGUCAGAGUAUGAAUAUCAUGUUCCACAGCUGUAAUGGGUUCAGCCUCUCAGUCAAUCCGCAUGAGUUCUGCGGCCCAGACCCGCUGUGGAGGGAUGUUCUCAAUAAUCAUCAGAUACGCCCAUUUCAUGUUAUGGUUGGUGGUGGUGACCAGAUAUACAACGACGCCGCGAUGAAACAGACACAUCUGUUCCAGGAGUGGACGGAGUUGAAAAAUCCGGCACACAAACACAACGCUCAAUUCACAGCUGAGAUGCAAGAUGAAUUAGAAGAAUUCUACCUUAACCGCUACGCAAUGUGGUUCUCUCAAGGUCUCUUUGGCAUGGCUGCUUCCCAAAUUCCGAUGGUGAACAUUUGGGACGACCAUGAUAUCAUAGAUGGUUUCGGGUCGUAUCCACAUGGUUUUAUGCGGACCCCAGUCUUUACUGGCCUAGGAGCCGUAGCCUACAAGUUCUAUAUGUUAUUCCAGCACCAGAGCGUUGCUGACGAGACGGAACAAACGGAGCCGUCCUGGUUACUCGGUGCCGCCCCGGGGCCAUACAUCAACGAGCUAAGCAGAAGUGUAUAUAUGUCUCUUGGGGGUCACAUUGCUCUCCUCGGCCUUGAUUGUCGAACAGAACGGACGAACAACACGGUAUUAAGCGACGAAUCUUACAAUCUCGUGUUCAGUAGACUCAGAGGCGAGAUUGUAAAGGGGAAGGUAAAGCAUCUCCUAAUCCUUCUAGGGGUGCCAAUCGCAUAUCCUCGGUACAAUUUCCUAGAAAAUAUUCUCACCUCAAGAAUCAUGUACCCGAUCAAAGCUGCAGGACGCAUGGGCUUGCUUGGUAACAUCGUCAACAAAUUUGAUGGGGGCGUUGAGAUUCUUGACGACCUAGAUGACCACUGGACAGCGAAGCAUCACAAGGCAGAGCGUAAUUACUUCAUCCAGGACCUUCAGGAAUUCGCAGCCGAGAAGUCUGUUCGCAUCACCAUUCUCGGAGGCGACGUACACCUUGCUGGUGUCGGGCAAUUCUAUAGCAACAAGAAACUCGGCGUCCCCAAGGAUCGAGAUCACAGAUACAUGCCGAACGUAAUUUCAUCUGCAAUUGUCAAUACACCCCCGCCGGAUGUUAUGGCGGACGUUCUGAACAAACGCAAUAAAAUUCAUCACUUGGACAAAUAUACCGACGAAGACAUGAUCCCAAUUUUUACACAUGAUGUCGACGGCAAACCUAGAAAUAACACUCAUUUGCUUCCGCGGAGAAAUUGGUGCUCAAUUAGGGAGUACCAGCCAGGCCGUACACCACCACCCACACCACCUUCCCUUUCUCCAACGCCUCCACGUACACCGCUCAUUGACGAUAGACAUAUAUAUCCUCCGGGAACGAUAAAGCGGGUGCUUUCUAACCGUCUUCCUGCGCGUAUAGAACGUCGGCUGUCCGUCCGCAGUACAAAACCGCCCACAGCUUUCAUGACACAAGGAUAUGCACCAGGACGUCGGAAUAGCUUGCUUGGUAGCAUACAGCGUCGCUUGUCUACAGGUAGCAAUGCGGCACGCCGCCAGUCAACAAGCGACAUACCUGAUGAUGGAGCAAAUUUCCAUGGCGCUCAACACAGAACCUCCAUGGAUGUUCGACCGAACCCAUUCCACCGUCGGCCCACUGGUCUCUCUGAAAAAGCGGCCUUACGAAGCGAUGAUCCCGAGCAGAGGCAGGGACGUAUUGACUUGCAGCACGGCUUGGAUAUUAUCAUCAAUGCGGAAGUCAAUCAGAAAGACCCUGCUGGGAUCACAGCCCCAUACCGGCUACUUGUGCCUGCACUUGACUAUCGUGGUCCACCGCCAAGACCAUCACGGGACGAUAGGAGCUCAACACGUUCAUUUGCGCCCUCUCUCUCUCCAGACUCUAUACAGCAGAAGGCGAGCAUCGGCGGCAACUUGAUGUCGAAUAUAGUACGGCGUCUCAGCACUGUAACUCGCCAUAAGCCAGACAUGGCCAGGUACGAAGAGAGGUCAGAAACUAUAGAUAGCGCUGAAUCGGGGUUGCCAAACAGACCGAUCAGCUUCUCUACCAGAUCUAUUCCGCAACCUGUACAGCUUCCUGCGCCUUCAACAAAGCAAGCUUCCACGUCCAUUGGGCCAUCAACAAACGAUGGAGCUGCUCGACAUCGUGACCCAAAAGCACAGCUAUAUAAGUAUCUUCCCGACCCUGUUUAUGCGGCUGAUCGUAAACCACCACUCUCACGUACGGCUAUUCCAAACUCGGAUAACUCAGGUAAUUCGGCUCCACGCGCAGUCCAGGGAACGUCAUAUCAAGGGGUAGGUCGUAUCCGCGGACCCGAUAGACAAGUUGGGGAAGAGCCCUUCGUCACUGUAGCUCGCAAUGGAGCCAUAUCUAAGAAGCUGCAGAAAAUGGGUAUCCCGAAUCCGAGAUCACACAUGGGAGAUGGAGAUGAGUCUAUUGGGCAAACUAGCGCGACGUAUAACCCCGUGGGUGAUAGGAAAUUUGAGCGCGAGAUAGAUUUUCAGUACGGUCAAGACAAUGAUAAUGAGAGCAUGCUGACAGAGGAGUAUGAAAUGGCACCGCGGCGUAAAGGGUGGAAAUUUUGGUAACAAGAAUAAUUGAGUCUACAGUAGACCGAAUAUAGUAAUAGCUUUAGUAAUGGCUAUAAUGUUUAUCAGUCCC
This is a messenger RNA of Pseudovirgaria hyperparasitica, 5354 nucleotides long. RefSeq lists its product as uncharacterized. Bases 428 to 5281 code for a protein of 1617 amino acids. Gene Ontology annotation, cellular component: membrane. The transcript is spliced from 5 exons. The record is from RefSeq and is a predicted model, not a curated record. NCBI's taxonomy places the organism in Eukaryota, Fungi, Ascomycota, Dothideomycetes, Acrospermales, Acrospermaceae.